AUGGAUUUACCAUUAGAUGAAUUAUUUAAAAGGGUUCAGAAUUCAAUUCAACAAAAUAAUAACAAAACUACCGAUGUUGAUUUAAUUACAAAAGAAACUGGAUUACCUAAACAAUUUGUUAAUUAUGUUAUCGAAUCUGUUAUUCUUCAUUAUAAUGAUAUUGAACUUCUAAAACACAUGGUUAUUUUUGUUGCUGAAAAAUGUAAAAAAGAAGGGAUCGAUAUAAAUUCAACCAUUACUCCAACAUUUUUAAAGAAAAUUGAGCCAAUUUGCAGAACACUCAAAGAAGAUUCGGCAUUCUUUCCUGAUUAUAAAGACGACAAUAGAGAUACUUCUUUAGAUUUUCCAUUGCUAACUCGUUUUGCAAUUGUGGCGACUUAUUGUGCUAGUUAUAAUCCGGCAGUGACUGAUCAACGUUUCUUUUUUAAGGCUGAUAUUUCAUCCAAACGCCGCAAAGGUUCAGGGAAGAAUUCAAAAGAAAAGUUUCACGAGAAAGGUCCACGUGCAUUCGAACAUCAACGAGCUCUCUUCAUUUUUCUCUUUUUUUGUAAAAAUUUUGAAGAAGCUUUUGAGGAUUUUGGCGCUGAUUUUCGAAUCGAUUUUACUUCACAGAUAAACCAUUUGGUCGAUGUUGGUCUACUCAGAAUUGUCAGUGCAGCAGAAAAUCUGGAUUUGCCUCAAUAUCUUUCAUUAUGUGGAUUAGAUUUUGCAAAAAGGAUAGCUCGUUCAAUUUCUGAGGAAUUUAAACUAGAAAAUUAUUUGUGGGAUUUUGUUAGUGAUUUUUAA
Meloidogyne enterolobii is the source of this 786-nucleotide messenger RNA. NCBI's taxonomy places the organism in Eukaryota, Metazoa, Nematoda, Chromadorea, Rhabditida, Meloidogynidae. The record is from the annotation of a GenBank genome assembly.